GGCCGCCGGCUGCCCGCGCGGGCCUGGGCCGAUGCGCGCCGCGAGAGCCGCCUCCUGCAGCUGCUCGGCCGCCUCCCGCUCUUCGGCCUGGGCCGCCUGGUCACGCGCAAGUCCUGGCUGUGGCAGCACGACGAGCCGUGCUACUGGCGCCUCACGCGGGUGCGGCCCGACUACACGGCGCAGAACUUGGACCACGGGAAGGCCUGGGGCAUCCUGACCUUCAAGGGAAAGACGGAGAGCGAGGCCCGGGAGAUCGAACAGGUCAUGUACCACGACUGGCGGCUCGUGCCCAAACACGAGGAGGCGGCUUUCAUGGCGUUCACGCCGGUGCCGGAGGACACUCUGCGCUCUGUGCCCUACCCGCCGCUCCUCCGGGCCAUGAUUCUAGCUGAGCGACAGAAAAACGGGGACAGCAGCACCGAGGAGCCCAUGCUGAACCUGGAGAGGGCACGCAUUGGUCCCUGGGACUACCCUGCGAAAAAGGAGGUGAAGAGAAAGGCCAAGGGCACCCCAGUCUAAAAUGCUGGAACCUGCAGGCUGCCUGAAGGGUGUGAGCGCGGGCACCGUUUUGAUGAAAGAAAAUGUCUUUGGG
Messenger RNA from Ceratotherium simum simum (southern white rhinoceros), 592 nucleotides. RefSeq names its product mitochondrial ribosomal protein S34 (gene MRPS34). Lineage: Eukaryota; Metazoa; Chordata; Mammalia; Perissodactyla; Rhinocerotidae. The record is from RefSeq and is a predicted model, not a curated record. Gene Ontology annotation, molecular function: structural constituent of ribosome. Gene Ontology annotation, cellular component: mitochondrion.